Molecule: messenger RNA, 592 nt
Organism: Procambarus clarkii (red swamp crayfish)
Lineage: Eukaryota; Metazoa; Arthropoda; Malacostraca; Decapoda; Cambaridae
Source: RefSeq, a predicted model, not a curated record
CAGUCAGCAGCCAACAUGAAGUCUGUAAUUCUCGCCGUCGUUGUGGCCGUGGCCGCCGCCGCCCCCCAGUACGGCGCCCCUCAGGCUCCUACCCGCUACGGUGGCUCCAGCGAGGAGGUGCCCAUUAUCAGACACGAUUUUGUGCAGGGGGAUUAUGGCGGCUACAAACUUGACGUGGAGACUGGCAACGGCAUCGUGGUGUCAGAAGCUGGCGCUCCAGGAGCCUCUGGUGCUAUCGCCAGCUCUGGCUCUUACUCCUACACUGCUCCUGACGGCACUCCCGUCCUCGUUAAGUUCGUCGCCGACGAGAACGGCUACCAGCCCCAGUCUGACCUGCUGCCAGUGGCUCCUGAGUUCCCCCACCCAAUCCCCCAGUUCGUGCUGGACCAGAUCGCCUUCGCUGCUGCAGAAGACGCUGCCGCCGCCCGCGGCAAGUCCUCUGGUCCCUCCGCCAGCUAUGGUCCUCCCCAGUAACAUGUCAAUAGCCGUUUUUCCGGAAAAGUUAUAGAUCUUUCUAUGUUUGAAAGUAAUUUUUGAUUAUUUAUUAUUUUGUAUAUAUUAUAUAUAAUCAAAAUAAAAUUGGAAAACAUUA